Molecule: messenger RNA, 2604 nt
Organism: Homalodisca vitripennis (glassy-winged sharpshooter)
Lineage: Eukaryota; Metazoa; Arthropoda; Insecta; Hemiptera; Cicadellidae
Gene: Nmdmc
Product: bifunctional methylenetetrahydrofolate dehydrogenase/cyclohydrolase, mitochondrial
Exons: 8
Coding region: 210-1274 (354 amino acids)
Biological process (GO): tetrahydrofolate interconversion
Cellular component (GO): mitochondrion
Molecular function (GO): methenyltetrahydrofolate cyclohydrolase activity; methylenetetrahydrofolate dehydrogenase (NADP+) activity; methylenetetrahydrofolate dehydrogenase (NAD+) activity
Source: RefSeq, a predicted model, not a curated record
AAGUGGACUGUGGAAUGCGAACAUUGUAAACUGAGUAGUGUAGUCUGCUCGGCACUCCCGGAUGUGUGGCAGUAUGUCAGUGAACUUGUUGGUGUGACUGAAUACGAAUACCGUUAAAACAAUUUUAGUAAUUUCUGAAUAAAAAGUGUCGAGGAUUGUAUUUCUGAGCGUUGUACUUUAUUGUAUCUCAGUAACUAAAAGACUCUACAAUGUCAAUAGUUAUUUCAAGAUUUUCUAUCGUGAAAAGUCUCUCUCCUGUCGCCAAGUUAGGGCACAAUUUAAAUAAGAAGAAAUUCAUACAUACUUCAUUUAUAAGAAACAAGGCCAAGCUAAUAGAUGGCCGAAAUAUUGCCAACACAAUACUGUCGGAGCUAAAACAGGAGACGGACGAAUGGGUGGCGCAGGGCAACCGUCGACCACAGUUGACUGCGAUAUUGGUGGGCGAAGACCCCGCCAGCACCACGUACGUCAAGAACAAGAUGAAGGCUGCCAAGCAAGUUGGAAUCAAGACCAGAACAAUCCACUGUUUGACAACAAUCUCGGAGAAGGAUCUACUACAGCACAUUCAUCUGUUGAACAAUGACCCCGAGGUGGACGGUAUCCUUGUUCAGUUGCCGAUUCCGGACCACAUCACCGAGCGAGCCAUCUGCAACGCCGUCGCCCCGUCCAAGGAUGUCGAUGGUUUUAAUAUUGUCAACGUCGGUCGCUUUUGCUUGGACAUGAAGACUCUGGUACCCUGCACUCCUCUCGGUGUCCAAGAACUCAUCAAGCGUUCAGGAAUCUCAACAUUUGGUAAAAAUGCUGUGGUUUGUGGAAGAUCGAAGAAUGUGGGGAUGCCGAUAGCUAUGCUGUUGCAUGCGGAUGGAGCAGGUGAGACGGCAGCAAUGGAUGCCACAACCACGAUAUGUCACCGGCACACGCCACCUGAACAGCUUGCAAUCUUCACCAGAACAGCUGACAUCAUCGUGUCUGCCGCAGGAGUUCCUAAUCUGAUAAGGGCAGACAUGGUGAAGCCAGGAGCCUGUGUGAUCGACGUUGGAAUCACUAGAACUAUCGACAAGACGACGGGCACAUCUCAACUCGUCGGUGAUGUUGAUUUUGAAGGAGUUAGCGAGGUGGCAGGUCACAUCACGCCUGUGCCGGGCGGUGUUGGGCCUAUGACAGUGGCGAUGCUGAUGCGUAACACUCUCCUGGCAGCCAAACAUGCGGUCAUCUACAACAUCCUCGACCCUCGUGCAGUCAUACACAAGGAAGCCAGUCAGCUGAGACCUUGAUAAGCCUCCAAAGCGUCUGCUCCAUGGUGCUGCUACGCCUGCAGAGAGCAGUGCGACGGGUCUCCUCUGCAGAGCUUUGUGUCUUGCAUUCGCUGGAAAUUCUGUUUGCUACUUUAAAAUUCUAUUUGGUGCCUUGAGGCAAACUCUCAUCACUGCUGCUGCACGGUUUUGUCAUGGGCAUUGUUUGCUUCAAAAAAUCUAAGUAGCAUACUAUUCUUAUUUCCAUUACACAUGGUGUAAGUACUUAAAUUGUUUAACGUACUUACUUAAAUUUAUUGAAACUUCAACUAAUCAAAUUUAUGACGUAAAACACUACGGUUUUGUGCUAAUAGUGACUGUUUACUUCCUUAAAGUCGAAUAUAGAUCUUAAAUGGUAUGGGGCAAGCAUGGCCAAUUGUUAUCUGAAAUUAAAUUUAAGCAACACUAAAAAAUGGCAGCCACUUAUUUGUGGUGUAAACUGACGAUGAAACCUUUGGUUUUAAAUGGUUUUGUCCAAAAAAUUAAGAUGAUAUUGAAAAAGUGUUGUUUUACUAACUACUAGUUUAAAAUGUUUCCAAUUGCUUUAAGAGUCUUUAAAGCCACUUAAAAGUUUCACGUGUUGGAUUCUAGACAAGCCACAUAAGUUUUUACAUGAAGUUUAUUACAAACCUGAUAGUAAAAUGAAUUUAAGAUAGAAAAUCUUUGUGUGUUAGAGAGAGAGUGAGCUAACUAAAAAUUAAAAUGUCUACAAUCUUAAGGGCUACAAAAAGUACUGUUUAAAAGUGAAGAACACUAUUCAAUUGUGUGUUUUUAGAAAAUUAUGAUUAUUGUAGCACAACUUUUAUUAUUUUCAAUGUCCAUAUUUAAUGUUUUAAUAAUUAUUUUUAUAAACCAUAUGUACUUCUCUUCCAGUGAAAUAUCAUAUGUACCAAAUUAAUAUUAUAUUUUAGUAUUCAAAAAAAUAAAAUGUUUGGGGAGUAUCCCAAUUAAAUUUUUCUAUGUAAUUGGCUUCUUUAAAAUGUGAUAUGCCACUAGAUCUACGCUGAGAUUAUAUUUUCCACCAACUAACCCCUGAGAAGUUUCUCUGAGAAGGUGAAGUCACAAUUAGCAUAAUAGCAGUUUUUAAUGUUUUUAUUAAUAUUAUUAACUCUGCCACAUGUAUUCUACAUGUAGUACAGAUACAACGGUGAAAUUUUAAUUAACGUUUUAAACAAGAAAACCGCUAAGAUCAUGUUCAAUAUAUUAUUAUUAAAGUGAUAACUAUAAAGACAUAGAAGUAUAAAACUGCUAAGGAAUGCAUAGAUUGUCUCAAUAACCUUUGUCUCCUCUCACCUACAGUGCUGAACCAUUU